Molecule: messenger RNA, 2377 nt
Organism: Rhododendron vialii
Lineage: Eukaryota; Viridiplantae; Streptophyta; Magnoliopsida; Ericales; Ericaceae
Product: cysteine-rich receptor-like protein kinase 3
Exons: 8
Coding region: 172-2121 (649 amino acids)
Biological process (GO): protein phosphorylation
Molecular function (GO): ATP binding; protein kinase activity
Source: RefSeq, a predicted model, not a curated record
UUUCUCAGGAGACCAAACAAAGGCUGAAUAAUUACUCCAAAUCCAUGCCAGUCUCUCCCUUAACCAUACAUACAUCAAUUUUUCUCAACCAAUCUCUCUCUCUCUCCACAAAUAACCCAUUAACCAAAGACUACCCAUAUCCUGAAAACCCACUCCAAUUCCUUCAUAUAAAUGGCCUUUCCACUACUCUUCACACUAAUACUGCUCUCCUUACGGACAAAACUCUCCCUAUGCGACCCAAGGGCCACAGAAGCAGCUCGAAUCUGCACCGACACAAGCGCAGCGGAGUCCGAUCGGCGAGUCUUUGUGGCGAACUUCUUGGCCGCCGUCGACGCCAUGAGCGCUCAGGUCGCCACCCAAGGCUAUGGCAGCGCCGUCAAUGGGUCCGGGAAUACGACCGUUUACUUCCUUGGCGAGUGCAUGAAGGACUUAUCAAGAAACGAUUGUGAUCAUUGCUUUGCCCAAAUCAAGAUCAGGAUCCUGAGCUGUUUGGCUUUCCAGACGUUGAUUCGCGGUGGGAGAAUUUCCUAUGAUGGGUGUUAUAUCAGGUACGAUGAGUACAUGUUCUUCAAUGAGAGUUUGAGUGCGGUGAAUAGGACUGUUUGCGGGAGUGUUGAUUUUGGUGGGAAUAAGACUUUGUUUGGGGAAAAUGUUGUUGAUUUGGUGAGGAAUUUGAGCGUUGAAGCUCCAAACAAUGAUGGGUUCUUUGUGGGUUCUGGGACUACUGGGAAUUUAUCUGUCUAUGGCUUGGCUCAGUGUUGGGAAUUUGUGAAUAGGAGUGGUUGUGGGGACUGUUUGGCAAAUGCGGUUUCCCAGAUUGGGUCAUGCCUCUCUAUGGAAGAUGGAAGGGUUGUGAAUUCUGGCUGCUAUAUGAGAUAUUCUACAUCCAAGUUCUACUAUAAUGAUUCUUCGACCAAUCCCCCGCCUGGAAAAGGAGGCGGCAAUCGCUUAGCUGUUAUUCUGGCUGCAACAUCAGCUGGUGUAGCUUUACUGCUGAUUGCAGCGACAAUAUCUUUCUUUGCGCGAAAGAAACGUGUGAAGAAGAGGAGAGAAAGGAAGCAAUUAGGUGCUCUGCUGGUCUCUGUUAACAAGUCGAGGCUCAAUUUCUCAUACGAAACACUUGAACAUGCCACAAACUACUUUAGCAAUUCCAACAAGCUUGGUCAAGGAGGAUCUGGUUCAGUUUACAAAGGGAUUCUGCCGGAUGGACAGAUUGUUGCGGUUAAGAGGCUUUUCUUCAACACAAGACAAUGGGUGGAUCAUUUCUUCAAUGAAGUCAAUCUGAUAAGCGAGAUUGACCACAAAAAUCUUGUAAAGCUGUUGGGAUGCAGCAUUACAGGCCCCGAAAGCCUUCUUGUUUAUGAAUUCGUCGCGAAUCAAAGCGUUCAUGACCACCUCUUCGGUUUUAACAAAAAUGUUCAGCCACUAACGUGGGAAGAGAGGUAUAAGAUUAUAUUGGGUACGGCUGAGGGGUUGGCCUAUCUUCAUGAGGAAUCGAACUUGAGAAUCAUACACAGAGAUAUAAAGUUGAGCAAUGUGCUUCUUGACGACGACUUCUCUCCAAAAAUUGCUGAUUUUGGGCUUGCUCGAUUGUUUCCAGAAGAUAAGACCCAUAUCAGCACUGCCAUUGCUGGCACACUAGGUUACAUGGCUCCUGAGUACAUAGUCCAUGGCAAAUUGACCGAAAAGGCAGAUGUGUACAGCUUUGGUGUUCUUGUGAUGGAAGUUGUCUCUGGAAAGAAGAACAUCUCAUUCGCUCAGAGUGCACACUCUCUCCUACAAAUGGCGUGGAACCUCUACCGAUUGGGGAUGCCAUGCGAAGCAGUUGAUCCAUCGCUGCAGGGUAAGUUCGAGGAAGAAGAGGCCCGUAAAUUACUUCAAAUCGGUCUACUUUGCGUACAAGCGUCUGCAGAACUCCGUCCGUCUAUGUCUAUGGUGGUGAAAAUGAUGAAGGAUAACCACGACAUUCCUCAGCCGACACAGCCACCAUUUCUGAUUGCUGGUAGCGCGGAAUCUAGUACUCAAUUUGCUCAAUCAAGAACUAGUCACUCUCGGCCUGCGUCUCACAACACCCAGUCUUCGGGGAAUAACAUUUCAGAAAUCUUUAUUCAGCCUAGAUAAUACCCUUUUCUUCUUAAUUAUUUAUUUUGUUUAUAGGAUUUUUUUUUUUUUGGUAAAUAAUUUUGUUUACAGGAUUUGUUUGGUUGAAAUACCCAUUUAUGAGAAAAUAUUUCCCCCUGUUGUACCAUUCUUCUCCAAAAGAUCCAAUUUUUAGAUUUGGGUUUUGGGUUUUAGUUUCUGGAAGAGAUGACAGGUAUACGAUAAUUUGUAAGAAUCUGAGUUAUAAAUGGUUUUUGUAAAUUACUUGUACAGCUAA